Messenger RNA from Raphanus sativus (radish), 1642 nucleotides. RefSeq names its product F-box/kelch-repeat protein At1g64840-like. NCBI's taxonomy places the organism in Eukaryota, Viridiplantae, Streptophyta, Magnoliopsida, Brassicales, Brassicaceae. The transcript has a single exon. The record is from RefSeq and is a predicted model, not a curated record. The coding region runs from base 123 to 1352 and encodes 409 amino acids.
AUCGAAUCGCUCAACAUACAAAACAAAAGGGAAAAAAAAAAAAACGGAGACGCGGCGACGUCUAACAUCGGGUGCCGAUCGAUUUAGGGUUCCGGAUUCGUUUCCGUCUUCACCAGCAAAACAUGCCAGAGCCUGCAACGAAAAAGAAGCCAUCAUCGAUGACGACGACGACGAUACCAGACUGGUCUCUCCUCCCCGGAGAGCUUCUCGACGUAAUCUCCAAGAAUCUACACAACUGCUUCGACGUCCUCCACGCUCGCUCCGUCUGCACCACGUGGCGAUCAUCCGUCCCCUUCCCCGAUCGUCAGCUAACACGCCCGUCUUACACCUCUCUCCCUUCCUUCGCCGACCUUCCUUACGAGAGCGACGACGACGAGUUCUGCACCCUCGAGAAGGUCCCCGUCUUCCUCUUCCGAGCCAAAACUCGCCCCGUCCUGCCUUCUCUCUACUUUCUAGGAGGACUAGUCCGAAAUCACGAUCAUCCAUCUCCAUCUCAGCACUGCUCGUUGAAAGUGAAGGUCCACGAAACCGUGCUGAGCGUGACGAACGUUCUCAACCUUCAGAUCAUCCCUCUAGGGCACCACUACAGAGUGGUUGGUUUCAAUCCUCGAGAUCGGACGUCGAACUACAGAGGCGUCGCUGUUCUUCCUCUAAACAAAGGAAAAGGAGAAGGAAAAGACUUUAUUGCCCUCCUCAACCACACUGAGCUUCUUUAUAUCUUUCGAAGCGACGAUGAGAGGAGGUGGGUCGGGCUGGAGCGGUUCUCGGACGAUACGUUCUACGAAGUGGUCGCGUUUCGAGACAGGUUUUACGCGGCGUUUGUCACCGCGGGCGUUUGCGUUUUUGAUCCUUAUUCGUUUGAAGUCACUCCCCUCUUCCCCUCCCCGCCUCUGGAGCAGCCGCCCUUCAAUAACUUUGUUCGGUCCGGUGAUGGUGAUGGUGAUGAUGACGAGCUGUUUCUCGUGGUGAAGUUCUACCCGUUUCCUGAGCCGACUGUGAUUGAUUUUAAUCUGUUCAAGUGUAGAGUGAGUAGGCUUGACGAGAAAGCUGGGAAGUGGGUUACGGUUAGUGAUUUGGGAGGGCGUGUUUUGUUUAUUGGACGCUUUGGGAAUGUCUGCUGCUCGGGUGAGGAGCUUCCUGAUGGUUGCGGUGUGAGUGGGGACUCGAUUUUGUACACCAAUGAGCUAGGCGGUGUGACAUUCGCCUUUAAGUAUAGUGGAGGAGGAGGAGACGGCGUCCCCGGUGUUUGGAGAUUGUCAAGAGAGUAUCGUGUGUCAAUCCUCAGCCAUUCUCCCGUGGUGGCCCUCCGGGUUGAGCGUCAACCCCUCGUGACUCCUACUUUGGGUACUUGACAGACACAUCCGUUUGCAUGCAUUUUUUGUGAUCUCUGGUGUUAUUAUUAGCUGAAAAACUAGAUCAUAGAGUUUGUUGAAACAUGUGGAAGUUGAGAAUGUAAAGGAUUCGAGUUUGGUGUAUCAGACAGUACUUUGUGUACAAAGCUUUCAAGAUUUAAGUAGUUUACUCCCUGCUUGUUUGGACUGGACCUGCUGAUCAUAACUCAGGCGUUUAGAGAUAUUAAUAUUGUGUAAACAUGAUCUCAAAAGUUCCCAAGAAUCUUGUUGAUGAAUGAAAAAUUUAUUUG